Mangifera indica (mango) is the source of this 480-nucleotide messenger RNA. RefSeq lists its product as uncharacterized. The transcript has a single exon. NCBI's taxonomy places the organism in Eukaryota, Viridiplantae, Streptophyta, Magnoliopsida, Sapindales, Anacardiaceae. The record is from RefSeq and is a predicted model, not a curated record. The coding region runs from base 1 to 480 and encodes 159 amino acids.
AUGGAAGCUGAAGUCAGUUUCUCCUCAAUUGCUCCGCUAGUGUUUGACGGAGAAAACUACCAGAUUUGGGCAGUUCGUAUGGAGGCAUAUUUCGAUGCUUUGGAUCUUUGGGAAAUAGUGGAAGAAGACUGUGAUGUUCCUACACUUCCAAAAAAUCCCUCUAUGGCACAGAUUAAAAUGUAUAAGGAGAAGAAGAUGAAAAAGUCGAAGGCCAAUGCAUGCUUGUUUGCUGCAGUGUCAUCGACGAUCUUCACAAGAAUAAUUUCCCGUAAGACAGCCAAGUCUAUAUGGGAUUAUCUCAAGAAAGAAUAUGUAGGAGAUGAAAAAAUAAGAGGAAUGCAAGUUUUAAAUUUGAUAAGGGAUUUUGAGUUGCAAAAGAUGAAGAAGUCUAAAACAAUCAAAGAGUAUUCAGAUAGACUUCUUGAAAUUGUAAACAAAGCAGACUACUCGGGUCUAAAUUUAAUGAUUCAAGAAUUGUAG